AUGUCUGACACCAAGAGGCCGCAUGAGAACACACAGACGGACGCAGUUGCACAAGCGCUCGCAGGAACACUCGAACCACCAGUUCUCAACCAACGCAGACGCACCAAGCGCCAAAAAGUGCAAGCACCACCACCACCUGUUCCCAAUCGCCCUCGCCAAUGCCACUUCUUUUUGAUCUCCAAGAACAAGUACUGCAGUUUGACAACAAAGCUGGGCGUCAAGUUCUGUGGAGAACACUCCAUGCUCGAAACCCCUAACUCAUCAUCUUCAGACGCCGCUGGACAGGAGCCUUCCAGGAAGCGCAUCCCAUGCCCCUUUGACCCCAGCCAUACUGCCUGGGAAGACGACUUGAAGGCACAUUUGUUCAGAUGCAACGCAAGACCCAAGGAGAACUCUGCUCAUUUCUCGCUGGAUGUCAAUCUGUCUUUGCCUGCACCUGAGAGGCAGCCCACAGGAUUUGAAGUAUUGGAGUCAUCGACUACUGGCAAGAGUGAAGUGUUGGCAGAGCUCACUCAGGAACAGCUCGAGGCACUGAUUAAGAAGAUCCAGGAUUUGCAUGCCAAGCAUGUCCCGGAUAUCAGGACUGUUAUUCUUGACCACCCUGCCUUGAAUGAGCGCAAAAAAAUCGUCAAGAACAUCAAGCACGCACACCAACAGGCCUCACUCCUCGGAAACAUGAAGAGACUGAACAUGCUGGACGACCCCUCAACCUGCUACGUCGAGUUUGGAGCCGGCCGGGGAGAGUUGUCAAAUUACCUCAAGAUCGCAGUGGAUGAUCAUGGAACGGCGACAUUUGUUCUUGUGGAUCGCACGCCUCCCCGCAACAAGUUUGAUAGUGCCCUUUUGGGUCUGGAGGAGAUCAAGUCGUUGGUCAAGAGACAUACUAUGGAUAUCAAGGAUCUUGUGUUGGCAGAGGUCCCUGAGUUGAGGAGAGAUGUUACGGCAACUCAGCGGGAACCCCCCGUUAGCGAUACUACGAAGGAUACCCAGGAUGGCGAGGGGGAGGCAGAGACAACACCCAAGGAGGCUAAAUAUGUGGAAAAGAAGCCUGUUGUUGCUGUUUCUAAGCAUCUCUGUGGAGGUGCUACAGAUAUUACCCUUAAGUGCCUCAUCAACUACCAGAAAUCUGAGACGGGUCACAGCAAACUGGCUUCGCCUGUCAAGGGAAUCUUGAUUGCUCUCUGCUGCCAUCAACUCUGCCACCACUACAUGUACCCCAACCAGGAGUUCCUGAAGGAGAUCGAUAUCAGCCCCGAAGAAUUCGUGUACCUGACCCGUAUGAGCAGUUGGGCUGUUUGUGUGAACCAGACCCAGACCAAGUCAGAGACUGCCGAUGAGGAGGGGACUUCAAAAAAGCAGGCUAUUGGUGGUGAUGAUGAGCAUUGCAUUGUUGCCGACAAGGAGCUGGACCAACUUGGAUCGAAUAUUGCGCUGGAUUUCCAGGGACGGGAGAAACUUGGCCUGCAGUGCAAGCGGUUGCUGGAUAUCGGUCGUGUGCGGUACUUGAAGGAGCAUGGAUAUGACGCCGAGUUGGUGUACUACGUCGACAAGGAGACCUCGCUCGAGAACCUUGCCCUUAUGGCCGUGCCUUCAACUGCCUCAUCGUCAUAG
Molecule: messenger RNA, 1611 nt
Organism: Linnemannia hyalina
Lineage: Eukaryota; Fungi; Mortierellomycota; Mortierellomycetes; Mortierellales; Mortierellaceae
Source: the annotation of a GenBank genome assembly